AUGAAGCUUCUCAAGCUCCUCCUCUUACUUUUCCUAUCUCAUUUAGCAUCUGCCACAUCUAUUGACCAACAGCAACCUCUCCACGGGGACGACGACCCCGCACUCGCAAGCUCAAGCUCAAGCUCCAAGCUCCUCGCCCUCCACAAAGCCCUCGCCAAAAUCGAGUCCAUCACCGGACACGAACACGAUGUCGCACAAUACCUCAUCGACUACCUCUCCCUCCAAAACCUCACCGUCGAGACACAAGACGUAGGGCCCGGGCUCGACGGCCGAGGUCCAAGACAGAACAUAUUGGCUUAUAUUGGGAAAGAGAGGAAGACAAAGGUGCUUGUUUCGAGCCAUAUCGAUACCGUGCCCCCAUUUUGGGAGUACGAGAGGAAGGGGGAGGAGAUCUGGGGAAGGGGGACGGUGGAUGCGAAGGGCAGUGUCGCUGCGCAGAUUAUUGCGGUUGAGGAGUUAAGGAAGAAGGGUAAGCUUGGGGAGGGAGAUGUGGGCUUGCUGUUUGUGGUUGGGGAGGAGACGGGUGGGGAUGGGAUGAAGAAGGCUAAUGAUCUCAGCCUGAAAUGGGAGACGGUUAUCUUUGGGGAGCCGACUGAGCUGAAGCUUGCUAGUGGGCAUAAAGGGAUUUCUGGGAUUAUUAUCACGGCGAAGGGGAAGGCGGGGCACAGUGGGUAUCCAGAACUGGGCAGGAAUGCUAUUGCGAUGAUUGUGCCGGCGUUGAAUGAGUUGUUGAAGGCGAACCUGCCGUGGAGUGAGAAAUAUGGGAAUACGACGUUGAAUUUUGGGACGAUUGAGGGCGGCGUGGCGCCGAAUGUUAUCGCGGAGGAAGCGAGGGCCGCCGUGUCAAUAAGGAUUGCUGAUGGGGAACCGGCUGUUGUUGAGAAGGUACUUUUGGAUGCUAUUCAAAAAGCUGGGCAAGAGCUUGAUGUUCAGUUUGUUCCGGGCUAUGGCCCGAUAUAUAUUGACAGUGAUGUUCCAGGAUUUGAGACCAUCAUAGUAAAUUAUGGUACUGACAUCCCUAACCUCAAGGGAGACCACAAAAGGUACUUAUAUGGACCUGGAACCAUACUUAUGGCGCACAGUGACCAUGAACAUCUUACAAUUUCAGACCUGGAAACUGCUGUGAAGGGGUAUAAAUCCCUGAUUGAGCACUCGUUGAAGUAG
Hyaloscypha bicolor E is the source of this 1164-nucleotide messenger RNA. RefSeq names its product Zn-dependent exopeptidase. Gene Ontology annotation, molecular function: hydrolase activity. NCBI's taxonomy places the organism in Eukaryota, Fungi, Ascomycota, Leotiomycetes, Helotiales, Hyaloscyphaceae. The transcript has 3 exons. The record is from RefSeq and is a predicted model, not a curated record. Bases 1 to 1164 code for a protein of 387 amino acids.